Messenger RNA from Sesamum indicum (sesame), 1828 nucleotides. RefSeq names its product sphingosine kinase 1 (gene SPHK1). Gene Ontology annotation, molecular function: lipid kinase activity. The record is from RefSeq and is a predicted model, not a curated record. Gene Ontology annotation, biological process: phosphorylation; sphingosine biosynthetic process. Gene Ontology annotation, cellular component: membrane; cytoplasm; intracellular membrane-bounded organelle. Lineage: Eukaryota; Viridiplantae; Streptophyta; Magnoliopsida; Lamiales; Pedaliaceae.
AAUCAACUUUGUUUUUCUCUCAACUACAUUUCCAAACAAUUUCUUGGUAUCAUCCUUCCGGCAAAGGGUUGAUGCUAAGAAAAAAACAUUAUUCUUAGGAAUUACCAACAGCCAGUCAACUAACAGUGCGAAUUUAUGUGAAUCGACAGAAUAUGAAUUGCGAAACGGGAGAAUUACUCUCCGACCAUUGUCAAAUGGAAACCGGGGAGCUACUAUCGGACCAAGUACGGGUCAACGGUCGUAUAACGACGGCGACUUUUUCCGCCGGCGGUCAGUUGACGUGGCCUGGUCGAAGAUUGGAAAUGGGGAAACAGGUUCUCGGCUUUUCCGUUGAGGGAUUCAAAAUUAAGAUUCGAGUUAUCGUGGAGGCUUCGCCUGGAUUAUGCUGCUUUAGUUGCAAAACCACCCUCGUUAGAAAAACAUUUACUCUCGAGUUUUUAUCGGAUGAUUGUCUUCGUGUUUGGACUCAAAAAUUUCAAGAAUACCUAGAAUCUCUUGGUAGGCCGAAGAGGCUAUUCAUUUUUGUGAAUCCAUACGGGGGGAAGAAAUCCGCAUCCAAGAUUUUUGUGAGUGAUGUUAAGCCCUUACUCGAUGAUGCCAAUGUCGAGUACACUAUACAAGAAACCAAGCACCGCUUCCACGCAAAGGAGGUUGUUCAGUCGCUGGAUCUGGCAAAGUACGAUGGAAUUGUUUGUGUCAGUGGCGAUGGAAUUUUAGUUGAGGUAUUAAAUGGACUGCUCGUCAGGGGGGAUUGGGAUAUUGCAAUAAGGAUACCUCUUGGAGUUGUACCUGCAGGAACUGGAAAUGGCAUGGUGAAGUCACUUCUAGAUUCUCGUGGCCAACCUUGUUCACCAUUUAAUGCUACUCUUGCUAUUAUUCGAGGGCACAAACGGUCAUUGGAUGUUGCUACUAUAUCGCAAGGGGACACCAGAUUUUUUAGCUUGUUAAUGUUGGCAUGGGGUCUUGUGGCUGAUAUUGAUAUUGAAUCUGAGAUAUACAGGUGGAUGGGAAGCGCCCGAUUAGAUUUCUAUGCUCUUCAGCGAAUAUUUGGUCUUAGAAACUAUAAUGGCAGUAUAUGUUUUGUGCCAGCACCUGGAUAUGAAUCUUAUGGCGAGCCAUUAGAUCUAGAAAAGGAAGUCAUUGUCGAGGGCGAGAGUCAAAUGACAUCUGAUGAUCGACCUGUUAGCACUCGGGAGUAUGGUUAUCGGGGUCCUAAAGUUGAUAUAAAGAGUUUAAACUGGCGGAAGAUUGACGGCCCUUUUGUCUCGAUCUGGCUUCAUAAUGUACCAUGGGGAGGUGAAAAUACUUUGGCGGCCCCAGAUGCUGAGUUUUCGGAUGGUUGUUUAGACCUGGUCAUGAUAAAGGAUUGCCCCAAGUGUUCCUUGCUUAAAUUGAUGACUGGACUGAACGAUGGAAGCCACGUCAAAUCCCCACAUGUAUCUUACCUCAAGGUAAAGGCAUUUAUUUUGCAGCCGGGCACACGAACUGAUGAUCCAACCAAGGGCGGUAUCAUAGAUGUAGAUGGUGAGGUUCUGGCUAGAGGGAGAGGAGCAUACAAAUGGGAAGAGAAGUCGCUGAUGAGUUAUGGCAAACUACUCAUCAAAGUAGAUCAAGGCUUGGCUACUUUAUUUGCUCCUAAUUAGCAUAUUCUUAAUCUUCUAGAUGAUAUACAUAUAUUCCACUCAUAUUUUAUGAGCUCUCUUUGUGUGGAACCUCAACGAGAGAGAAAACAGAAGUUGAUUUUGGCGUUGGGAGAGUCGUGUCUUCUCUGCUGAACAUUGCGCGCGACUUGUUCCAAUAAUAUAUUCUUUUCCGGAUUGCGGCUGCA